Messenger RNA from Cutaneotrichosporon cavernicola, 885 nucleotides. RefSeq lists its product as uncharacterized. The transcript is spliced from 4 exons. The record is from RefSeq and is a predicted model, not a curated record. Bases 1 to 885 code for a protein of 294 amino acids. Gene Ontology annotation, biological process: Golgi organization; protein secretion. Gene Ontology annotation, cellular component: Golgi apparatus. NCBI's taxonomy places the organism in Eukaryota, Fungi, Basidiomycota, Tremellomycetes, Trichosporonales, Trichosporonaceae.
AUGUGCAUCGUCUUCUACACACAAUCUCAGCCUGGGUACAAGUUAAUCCUCGCCGCGAACCGUGACGAGUUCCUCGAUCGGCCCGCGUCUGAAGCGGAAUGGCACAACUUUGAUGAUACCUCGCACCACAACAGUUGGGUUCUGUGUGGCCGCGACCUCGGGAGUCCGGACAAGGGAACGUGGUUAGGCAUCACGUCGGACCUGCGCGUCGGCAUUCUCACCAACAUCAGAUACCCGAUCUGCGAACCUCCUCCCAAUGCACCCUCGCGUGGCCACCUGCUCAAGGAGUUCCUCGCCGCGCCGCCAGACCAAGCGCCAUCUGUCACCGACUUCCUCGCGAAGAUUGAUCCGUCGCGCUACGUCGGCUUCAACCUCCUCUUGUUCAACCUCAGGCGGCAGGAUGGCACAUGGAACACGCCAGAGGCUGGCUAUCUCAGUAACCGGUCUAGUCCGCCGAUCCUGCACCCGGACGACUGCGGAUGCAGGGGUAUGUCCAACUCGCCGUUGACGCAGCCGUACCCAAAGGUCCAGAGCGGAGAGGAGCGUAUGGCCGAAUCACUGACCGAGUGGGCACACAAGGAUGAGGGCGAGGACCAGCUCGUGGAGCGCAUGAUGGACCUCCUUUCUCCUGCGCCCCCGGUUCACAGCGCCGUCGACAUGACGUACGCGACUCAGAUCGCACCUCUCCGUAUCGGCGCCAUGGGUCUGGGUCCCGCAAGUGGCGCUGGGGACGAUAGUGCGCGUUGGUACGCCACCCGAGUCGCGACCGUCAUUCUCGUUCGAGACGAUGGCAAGAUCACGUUUGUGGAGCGCGACCGCACCAAGCUGAAGGAUGGAGAAGUGGUACACGCCAACACCGAGCGCAGGGAGGUGUUCUCCGUGUAA